GUCACCUUCAACUUCGACGCCGAGAGUUUCGAGGACUGGGAGGACUUGGAGGAGCAGGCCCAGGAGGAGCUCCGCAAGCUCUGCACGGAGGGUAAGACCAUCAUGGAGGAGGCGAGGGCCAACUUCGAGGCCAACUGCCGCACGCAGCAGCAGAGGGUCAAGGAGUUCCGUGAGGCCCAGAAGAAGCGCCGGCGGGUGCAGGAGGACCCCGCCUCCCCAGCGCCUGGCCCGCCGCCGCGCCAGGAGGCCCAUGCGGCUUCCGAGGCGACGACGGCCACAGACGCCCAGGCCCCAGAGAGCGCGGCCGAGGCAGCAGCCAAGGCCCGCGCUGACAAGGAGGCAGCGGAGCAGGAGCGCAGCGCCAAGCAGAUUGGCGAGGCCGCAUCCAUGGCCUGCCGCACGGCCAAGGCCGUUGCUGCCGCGAAGGCCAAGGUGGCGACUGCCGCUGCUGGCGGGGGCCUGCUGGGGGCCAGCUUAAGCGACUCCGUGCCGCAGAGCUUCCACCUGCCCGACUACACGUCGGCCUGGGCCUCGCGGUACGUCGACAUGGAGCAGCGGAGGCGUCGACAGAGAACGGAGGGCAAGCAGGCGCCCAUCCUGUUUGCCAACAUCGCUGAGCACGGCCCCCAGGCUGCCAAGUUCCUCGCAGAGAGGGGCAAACGCAAGUACAAGGCCAUCGCUUGCGUGGAGACCCACGCCACGGCGGCGCAGCUGACGGCCACCCGAGUGGCCCUGGGCAAGGAUGGCUGGAGGGUGGCCGGCACGCCGGCCACGCCCUCUGGGAAGGCCAAGUCGGGCACUUCUGGAGGGGAGAUGUGGUGCCUCGACAAGACCUUGGCGGCGACGACGUACGAGCGCCAUCGACGUCGCCAUCUCCUAGCCACGGUGAAGGAGAUCUUCGUCGGUUUCUGUCCUGUGGUCCUCCACCUGAAGGAGGGCAAUGUUGUCUUGGUGGCGAUGUACCUGCAGCCAGGACUCAAGUCUGGCGGCAUCAACCGCACUCGGCUCCUGCAGUCCCGGACGACCUGUGACAAGGGUCAGGGCCGCAUGUACGACUACGCAGUGGCUAAGCAAGGGUGGCAUCAUCGGCUCCGCCUGCAGGCCAUUUUCGACGUCCCGUGGAAGACCCACUGCGCGAUCGAGGUCAUCAUCGAGGGCUCCGACCGCCGAUGGCAUCACGACGAGCUCGUCGUUGCCCGCAGCCCCCCAGUCCGAGAGAGGCCGCCCAAGGAGCCAGACCCAGAGAGCAAGUCCUCGAGGCGCAAGGCGGAGGCCCUGCAGUCGCGGGCCCGCGCUUUGCCGCAGCAGCUCCAGGAGACGCCCCUCGAGAUCCGCGAGCAGGGCGAGGACCAGCACCCGGAGGAUGCGAAGCCGUUCUUCAUCACGGAGGACGUUUGGCCCAGCUGUCGCCCUGCAUUGGGAGAUCCUAUCCCGCGAGCUGGUCAGAUGGAGUACUUCAUCAAUGCCAGUCGUCCUGACGACGUCCAGGAGGUCAGCCUCGCGCAUGGCAAUUGGACCUCCCAGCUUGAGGAGGCCCACAUUGCUGUCGAGCGGCCCCUCCCUGAUCAGGCCAGGGCGCGUCGAGGUCGGGCGCAUGGGCAUUCCAUCAGGCGGGUCAAGGCGAAUACCACUCCAGGGAGGGCCCACUCGGUGGACGCCGGCGUCGAGCUGUGGAGCACCCCGACGGCCUUGGCCAUUCGGGCCCGCGCCCUGGUGGCGAACAACACGGACAGCGACCAGUUGGACUACGCUUUGGGCGACUUCGAGCAGCGGUGCGAUACCAUCGCGGACGAGGGCCACCGCGCCAAGUAUGUCGGCAAUGCUCUCAGUGUUGAGUUGGAUGAGUGGAGGCAUGCGAAGGAUGCUCUCCUUGAGUCCAUUGGAGAUGACUUCGAGCUCAUGUCAUCCUCCGACCUCAUCGGUGCACUUGAACCAUUCAUUGAGGUUUCCGAGCGUUGGGCGUGCAGAGCCUUGGGCAGAUCCCAUGCCAAGGCACGCCGCGGCUUCAUCGAGUGGGCAAAGGAGUCCUGGAAGCCCAAGGCGGGGGUCAUAUAUAGGCAUGUGCGCGAGCCGCAGGCACAGCAGACUGAGGUGCUUCUGCGGGGCACUGCCGCUGCCGACCCGUCCUACAGGAUUUGGGUGACCUCCGUGCGCGAGCUGCUGAGGGCCCACAUGGAGCCCAUCACCUUGGAGAGGCUGGAUGUGGUGCUUACGCGGGCGUCGUCCAAGAAGGCGAAGGGCAUCGACAACAUCACGGCACAGCUCUUCGUGGCCCCGACGCACCUCCGCCAGCAACGGUGGCUGGGGCCUCGCCUCGCGCCGCAGCGCUCGGUGGUGGCGGGCAGCUCUCACGGCAACAAGUGUGCGAAGCUGUUCUUGGCGCCCAUACUGCGGGCUGCCCACCUUGAGUGGGGGCAUGCACAGCUGUGGACCUUCGUCGACGACACAGUGGCGAGGGCUGAGGGCAAGCUUGAGCACGUUCGCUCCACCAUCCUCGGCGUGGCCGAGUCCCUCAAGGCUGGCCUUGACGAGCAGCACCUGCAGGUCCCCGGCAAGACCGUUGGCAUCGCCAGCCACCCGCAGCUGGCCAAGGACCUCCACCGCGCGCUGGCGCGUAGAGGCGUCCCCUGUGCGGCUACCAACCAUGCAGUUGGCCUCGGCGUGGACACCGCCGCGGGGCGAGUGCGCACGCAGCGCAGGGCGCUGACCAGGAGGAAGGCGGGGCAGUGCCAGUUCCGCCGCAUCUUCAGGACGCGGCGCCAUGCCCAGCUCUCCCGGGUGACCAAGGCGCUGUGGCCCACUGCGGCGCUGCCGAGGUCGACGUACGGCCACCAGGCCUUUGGCCUUGCGCCCUCGGCCAUCCCCAGGCUGAGGCGGGGCGCUGCACUGUCGGCAGCGGGCAAGGGGCCUGGGUGGCGCCCCACGAGCAUCUUCGCCACGCUCCACGGCGACAAGGAGCCUGGCCUGGAGCUCAGGCGCCAGCUCCUGGGCGAAUGGCUCGACCUCUGGAGGCGGGCCCCGCAGCUCCGCAGUCGCAUCGGGUGCGCGUGGCGCAGCGUCUUGGCCAAGCUGGUGAGUGCAGGGCCCAAGCGGAGGUGGCGAGCUGUGCGCGGCCCCAUGGCCGCGCUCAUGGCGAUGCUGCUGGACGCGGGCUGGUCGCCUACUACGGCUCGCUCGUGGACGACGGCCAGUGGUGUGGAACGGCGCCUUCCUGGCCACGAGGAUCUGGACAUGGACACGUCGGCGGUGCAGGACGGGUUCGUGGUGGACCUCACGCGGGCGAUGUGGAGCGUGGCCAGCAAGCACUUGCACGGUGACGACUUGUGCGAGGGCGCUGAUGCCACCCUCAUCGCCCGCGAGCAGCAGCACUACCUCUCCAGAGGCCAGAUGGACAUGUACGCGCAGAACAUCGUGGUCAUUUCAGGUGGCCAAUGGCCGCGGGUCAGGCAGAGAGAGGCGGGCUACGAGCUGGAGUCUGUCACUUGCCGCCGCUGCGGCCACGAGGACGAGACCCUGCAUCGCCGAAUUUGGUCGUGCCUUGCGAAUCGGGGGCGCAAGGAGCACGACUCCACCAACCACCACCUUGCGGGGCAGGCCAGCGUCCAGCAUGAGAGCCAGCCGUCGCUGUGGCUUCGUGGCCUCCCCGCGCUGCACCCCACGACGCCGCUGUGCGACGAGGACCUCGCGGAAUGGCCCUUCGAGGUUGGCGACUUCCGAG
Prorocentrum cordatum is the source of this 3718-nucleotide messenger RNA. The record is from the annotation of a GenBank genome assembly. Lineage: Eukaryota; Dinophyceae; Prorocentrales; Prorocentraceae.